CCCUCCCUUCUCUCUCUGCCUCCAUUUUCUCUCUGUUAGAGAGAGAGAGUGAGUGAGAGAAAGAGACGAAAUGUCGCAGUCGCUGGAGCUUUUGCUGAUACAGUUCCUGAUGCCGGACAACGACGCCCGGCGGCAAGCGGAGGACCAGAUUAAGCGCCUGGCUAAAGACCCUCAAGUCGUCCCCGCCCUCGUCCAGCACCUCCGCACCGCCAAGACUCCCAACGUCCGCCAACUCGCCGCCGUCCUCCUCCGCAAGAAGAUCACCGGACACUGGGCCAAGCUGUCCCCUCAGCUCAAGAGCCUCGUCAAGCAGUCCCUCAUUGAGAGCAUCACCAUGGAGCACAGUCCGCCGGUGCGGCGGGCCAGUGCCAAUGUAGUUAGUGUUGUUGCGAAAUAUGCUGUCCCAGCCGGAGAAUGGCCGGACCUGUUGCCGUUUCUGUUUCAAUGUAGUCAGAGUGCGCAGGAGGAACAUAGAGAGGUGGCAUUGGUCCUUUUCAGCUCUUUGACUGAAACAAUUGGGAAUACAUUUCGGCCACAUUUCGCGGAUUUGCAAGCUUUACUUCUGAAAUGCUUGCAGGAUGAGACAAGCAACCGUGUCAGAGUAGCUGCACUCAAGGCAGUGGGGUCUUUUCUAGAAUUCACUCACGAUGGGACCGAAGUUGUCAAGUUUCGGGAAUUCAUUCCCAGCAUUUUGAACGUAUCAAGACAAUGCCUUGCUGCUGGCGAGGAGGACGUUGCUGUAAUUGCUUUUGAGAUUUUUGACGAGCUAAUUGAAUCUCCUGCACCUCUUCUUGGGGAGUCUAUUAAAUCCAUUGUGCAGUUCUCUCUUGAAGUUUGCUCAAGUCAAACUUUGGAGUCUAACACUCGUCAUCAGGCAGUCCAAAUAAUCUCAUGGCUGGCAAAGUAUAAAUACAAAUCCCUAAAAAAGUAUAAGCUCAUCAUUCCCAUUCUGCAAAUAAUGUGUCCAUUGCUUGCCGAAUCAACUAAUGGAGAAGAUGAUGAUGAUCUUGCUCCAGAUCGAGCUGCUGCAGAAGUUAUUGACACUAUGGCUUUGAAUAUUCCAAAGCAAGUCUUCAGUCCUGUUCUUGAAUUUGCUUCUAUAAGCAGUCAGAAUGCAAAUCCUAAGUAUAGGGAAGCUUCUGUUACUGCUUUAGGUAUCAUUUCAGAGGGUUGUGUGGAGUUGAUGAAAGAUAAGUUGGAUCCAGUUCUUCAUGUUGUUUUAGGUGCUUUGAGGGAUCCGGAGGAAAUGGUAAGGGGAGCUGCUUCCUUUGCCUUGGGUCAGUUUGCUGAGCAUUUACAACCUGAAAUUGUAUCUCACUAUGAAAGUGUACUGCCCUGCAUCUUGAAUGCCCUGGAGGAUGCAUCUAACGAUGUGACGGAAAAGUCAUAUUAUGCUUUGGCUGCAUUUUGUGAGAACAUGGGUGAGGAAAUACUACCAUUUCUUGAUCCCUUAAUGGGGAAACUACUAGGGGCUAUCCAUAAUAGCCCUCGUAAUUUGCAGGAGACAUGCAUGUCUGCAAUUGGAUCAGUUGCUACCGCUGCAGAACAAGCCUUCGUUCCAUAUGCUGAAAAGGUUUUGGAGUUAAUAAAGAAUUUCAUGGUGCUCACUAAUGAUGAGGAUCUCUGUUCACGAGCAAGAGCUACUGAAUUAGUUGGAAUAGUCGCGAUGUCUGUGGGGAGAGCUGGGAUGGAACCAAUUUUACCGCCUUAUAUUGAAGCUGCAAUUUCUGGUUUUGGAUUGGAGUUUAGUGAGCUUCGAGAGUAUACACAUGGAUUCUUCAGUAAUGUUGCAGAAAUUUUGGAUGAUGGAUUUAUACAGUAUCUUCCUCAUGUUGUCCCACUGGCAAUUUCCUCGUGUAAUCUUGAUGAUGGCUCUGCAGUGGACGUUGAUGAAUCUGACGAUGAAAAUAUCAAUGGAUUUGGUGGAGUUUCGUCCGAUGACGAAGCUCAUGAUGAACCAAGAGUACGAAAUAUUAGUGUAAGAACAGGCGUUUUGGAUGAAAAGGCUGCUGCAACUCAAGCGCUUGGCUUAUUUGCACUGCAUACAAAGACUUCAUACGGACCCUAUUUGGAGGAGUCAUUAAAGAUUCUAACAAGACACUCGGGCUAUUUUCAUGAAGAUGUUCGGCUCCAGGCAAUCACUGCCUUGAAACAUAUUUUAACAGUGGCACAUGCAAUUUACCAGAAUCAUAAUGAAGGACAAGCAAAGGCCAAAGAAGUUCUAGAUAGUGUGAUGAAUAUUUAUAUCAAGACUAUGACUGAAGAUGACGACAAGGAGGUGGUUGCCCAAGCUUGUAUGAGCAUUGCUGACAUCAUUAAAGAUUUUGGAUAUAUGGCGGUUGAACCCUAUAUGUCCCUGCUGGUUGAUGCUACUUUGGUACUGCUUCAGGAGAAAUCAGCUUGUCAGCAGACAGUAUCUGAUGAUGAAAUUGAUGAUGGUGAUGUUGAACAUGAUGAAGAGCUCAUGGAUGCAGUCUCUGAUCUGCUCCCUGCUUUUGCCAAGUCCAUGGGUCCUCAUUUUGCAACUAACUUUGCAAAACUUUUUGGCCCUUUAAUGGAGUUUGCGAAAGCUUCACGGCCAUUGCAGGAUCGGACUAUGGUUGUUGCCUGCCUUGCUGAAGUUGCUCAGAACAUGGGUGCUCCAAUUGCAGCAUAUGUUGAUAAUGUGAUGCCCUUGGUACUCAAGGAACUAACAUCCUCAGACUCAACCAAUAGGAGGAAUGCUGCAUUUUGUGUUGGAGAGUUGUGCAGAAAUGGGGGUGAGGGGACAUUCAAAUAUUAUGGAGAUAUAUUACGUCGGCUUUCUCCAUUAUUUGGGGAAUCUGAGCCGGAUAAUGCUGUCAGGGAUAAUGCAGCUGGUGCAGUUGCAAGAAUGAUAAUGGUGCACCCCGAGCUUAUCCCAUUGAACGAGGUACUUCCUGUUUUUCUGAAAGUUCUCCCACUUAAAGAAGAUCAUGAGGAAUCCAUGGCAGUGUACACUUGCGUCUCUACUCUUGUUUUAUCAUCCAAUGCUGAGAUUCUUUCUCUGGUCCCUGAGUUGGUUAAUGUAUUUGCUCAAGUUGUGGCAUCACCAGUUGAACCUACCGAGGUGAAAGCACAUGUAGGCAGAGCUUUUUCUCACCUGGUUUCAAUCUAUGGCCAUCAGAUGCAGCCCCUUCUGAACAAUCUAUCCCCUCAACAUGCUAAUGCCCUUGCCACAUUUGCUCCAAAGAGCUGAGAGUCAGUUACUUGCUUUCUAUAUGCAUUUAUCUAAGAAGCUUUUGAGUGAGGCCUCCCAGUCGUGGUUCUUCCACAUAAUUUGGCGUGGAUUUUUAUUGCCGAGAUUCUUUUCCAGACACCGUAGUUGUGCAUCCCAUGUUUACAUCUGGGAUCAAUUGAUCAUGCAAGGAGGACAUCUUGUAAGGUUUCAAUCCUCCUUCGAAAACCACCUCCAUUUUUCAAGGCUGGAGAUACCAUAUUUAUUUGUUUUUAUAUUUAUCAUCUUUUUAAAUCAUAGCUAUUCAUUUUCCCCCAAAUUGUGUAUCCCACAUUCAGCAACUUUUUGAUAAAGUGGAGUGAAUUUUGAAGUUCUAAGCUUGUAGCCUUGUUAGUCUGUUAUGGUGUGGGAACCUAGGCCUUAUAAAAUGGGAUCAUGUGAUUCUUAAAUAUCAAUUUUCACCUCAGUGUUUUGCUUUGUGACAUAUUA
This is a messenger RNA of Argentina anserina (silverweed cinquefoil), 3685 nucleotides long. RefSeq lists its product as uncharacterized. NCBI's taxonomy places the organism in Eukaryota, Viridiplantae, Streptophyta, Magnoliopsida, Rosales, Rosaceae. Gene Ontology annotation, cellular component: cytoplasm; nucleus. Bases 71 to 3217 code for a protein of 1048 amino acids. Gene Ontology annotation, molecular function: small GTPase binding; nuclear import signal receptor activity. The record is from RefSeq and is a predicted model, not a curated record. Gene Ontology annotation, biological process: protein import into nucleus. The transcript is spliced from 21 exons.